UUCUGCUUUAUACCUUGAGCUUUGUGCUAACCGCUCUAAAUCGACUUAGCAAUUUACAAAACCGUUUCAUUCUUUGGACCGCUGCAGAAUGCUUCGUUUGAUAUCCACAGUCGUAGGCAGUUCCAAACCUCUCACAAGAUGGGCUCCACUCGGGCUACAGGCUAACGCGAAACUGCCUGUUACACUUACUAGACCUCCCACUCGGCCCGUUCGCCUCUUCGCAAGCUUCAUCGGCAAUGAUGACAAUGUACGUUACAGCAGGUUGGAACCUAGAAUUGAACGGAAACUAGGGGAAUAUGAAGAUUUCUUCUUUGAAACGGGACGUGACAAGGGAUGGGCCCAGAUCAUGAUGUUAGUGUCGGUUCAAUCGGAGAAGGAGUUGUCCUCAGAGAACAUUAGUAGAGCCUUUGCGAACUUACAGAGACGACACGCAGCCCUGCGCAUGGCUGUCAUUUUGAAGGAUGGAAAAAACCACUUCGCAGAAGUUCCCGAUGCACCCGACUUGGAGAUUCUCCAAACCAGUGAUAGCAAAGCCAUAAUGGCCAGCGAAGAACAAACGGGGUUCGACUUCGGGCAGUUGCUUUGGAGAUGCAAGAUCCUGCAACCUGAAAAAUCCGAACAAGGAUUUCUCUACCCGUUCAUCUUCGUCAUACAAGCCUGUUUGACUGACGGUACCGCAAUUCAUAGCGGUCUGUACCCCAGUCUUCAGGACUAUUUGGAAGCAUCCUUUGAGCAGAAAGAAGACCUUGACAUAGAAAGUCUGCCUCUCCUGCCUCCUCGCGAGCAUCUUUUAGAUCAGUUCGAAUCUAUCCUAGACCAGGAGGGAGCUGGACAAGGACAACAUACUCAAAUCGAAAAUGAAAUAAAUCAAGCGGCCCUUGCGGCUAAAUUCUGUGAGUUGCAUAAGCCUAGUAACCCACAAAAUUGUUCCGGAGUGGUCGAUUUUGUUUUCGAUCAGAAGCAAGUGUCACAACUUGAAAGGGCAGUGGCGCAGCAAAAUGUAUCAAUGAAUUCGGCCUGCGCUGCUGCCCAUGCGAUGGCUGUAUACAUGUUCUUGACGGAUUUAGGGGCGGAUUUAGGGACGAUGUCUCUGCCAUCCCAGUACGUUGUCGAGCUCAGGCGCUACGCGACACCAAGGUUCCACGCAACGCAUUCUGGUGCCUACGUAGCCCUUGCUAUAAACAACAUAAAGCUCAAUGCAGAAAUGGUCGCAAGUGAAAACAGAAGUGGGGUACUCUGGAAGCUCGCUGCCUCAAUCAAGAAAGAAACAAGGGAACGCUUAGCCGAAAACGAACCACUGUUAGAGGUUAAGGCGUUCCUAGGAGAUUAUAAACGGUUCCAGUCCGACCGGAACGCGUAUUACCGCGAAUGUGAUCCAUGCCCUGAACUGUUCUACACAUCCAAUUUAGGACAUAUACCCGUAAAUUGCGGGCAGGGAAAAGUUACCAUAAAAAAAAUCCAGCUUUUGAAGGGCGCUAGGGAACCGGCGGCAUUUGGUCACAACAUCACGAGCCUUAACGGUCAGCUCCAGUGGGAGAUCUCGUACAAUAAGACGAUUGUGAGCGAUGAACUGGCGGAAACAUACUUGUCACUGGUAAAGGGCGAAUUUGAGCGAUUCCUAAUAGAACAGUAGUGCUGUUACCGAUGUGAUCGUGGAAACGGGUUCGAUUUCAAGUUAAUGUUAUAUACAUGUUUAUAACUGGUGGUAGUGGUUGGGGAAGCGCUGCAUUGGGCCCAAGUUGUAUUUCUGCUUCACGUUAGCCAAGUGGUGUCAUAUCGCGUGGUACGCCAGGCAAGUGUUUAGUUCAUACAGGGUGUUAAUUUUUUUUUACUUUUUGAAAUCUUAAUAACUUUUUUAUCAAUUAUAGUAUGCAGAAAGCAACUUCCGAUAUGGAAAGUAGAGGCUAUAAGAAUUUUUUUUUUGGGGGGGGGCGGGGGUAUAAUGCGCAUUGUAGUGACAAGUCGGUGUUAUGCAAUGGACCUCUGAAAAAGAUAGGCAAUUUCUGAAACAGCAGGUAGAUUUUCCACUGGCGACCCCCUAAUACAUUGCAAGACGGCAUUCUGGAAAAGACGGCAUGGGGGGCUGAGUUCAGCUUCUCCCUGAAGUUGGCCCUGUUCCGGACCAUACGGAAUUGUUGACAUAAUUACGGAGCAAUUGGCCUGAAGUGCGAUUAUGUACCCCAUAUUCUCCAGAACACACUCUGAGUGUUAGAGUUGAAUAGACUCCGGUUUAAAAAAUGAAAUCACUACAAAAAUCCGUUGCUCAGCAGAAUAUGGCAUCUUGUCACCGUGAAUACCUUAGGGAUUAUGUCAUUUGCCGUAUUGCAAGACUUUUGAGUGAUUGGUGACUUAUGAAAUAUCUUCCCUUCAUAUUGCAUGGCACUGUACAUUUGUUGUUUACUGACGAUCCUGCCCUGGUUGAAUAAAAUGACAUGUAAAUUGGAUGGCUUGUUAGGCAAUUACUAUUGGACCGUUUCAUGAAGGUGUUUUUCUAACAAAAUUCUCAAAGCCUCUAUUUUCCAUAUCCAACGGUGUGUCCCUAUAUCAUUGUUCUAAAGUUUUAAAGUUAAAGGUCACCUGCAACACUUUCUAACUAAGGGAAAAAAGAAUAGGGCAUAAGAUAACAAACACAGUGGUGAAAACCGCAUAAAUAUCGAACUACCCAUCUUCAAGUUAUGGCAGGUAGAACAUUCAAACAUUCCAGGUGGUGCAGGAAGAACAAACUGAUGAUGUACAUUGUGCUGUACUGAAAUAAAGCUUUUAUAGUUUCAUGCCUAUAUUUUGAAAUUGUACAUUUAAACAUGUUCAUGAAAAGCUCAUACCUGUGACAAGGUAAUUAGAAUAUAAGCAUGAAACUAUCAAAACUCUUUUUUCAGUACAGCACAAUCUACAUCAUUAAUUUGUUCUUCCUGCACCACCGGGAAUGUUUGCAUUACAUACUGCUAUAUCUUUAAGAUGAGUAGUUUGAUUUUUAUGCGCUUGUGUUUCUUAUGUUAUCCCUAUUAUUUACCCCAAGUUUAAAAUUUUAAUAGAAGCGUUUCAGGUCACCUUUAAGAUUUAAAAAAGUUAAAGUAUUUUUUAACAUCCUGCAGUUUAGUCUAUUUAUUUCCUGUAUACAUAUUUAUUUCU
Molecule: messenger RNA, 3129 nt
Organism: Lineus longissimus
Lineage: Eukaryota; Metazoa; Nemertea; Pilidiophora; Heteronemertea; Lineidae
Exons: 2
Coding region: 89-1633 (514 amino acids)
Source: RefSeq, a predicted model, not a curated record